Molecule: messenger RNA, 5379 nt
Organism: Solea solea (common sole)
Lineage: Eukaryota; Metazoa; Chordata; Actinopteri; Pleuronectiformes; Soleidae
Gene: snx13
Product: sorting nexin 13
Exons: 25
Coding region: 160-3060 (966 amino acids)
Biological process (GO): positive regulation of GTPase activity
Cellular component (GO): early endosome
Molecular function (GO): phosphatidylinositol binding
Source: RefSeq, a predicted model, not a curated record
AGAGCACCCGAGACGUAAACCUGGCAAACAUGGCGACCCUCCGAAGAGAGUACGGAGAUUGGAUAUACGACCGUUUUUAACCGAGAAAACAAACUCCUCCUCGCAUGUUACAAUGUGGUGGGGUUAGCCGCGACCACCGCACGUACAGCCUUUUAGACGAUGUUUGCAGAGGCCAGUCUGUCCAUCUGGGGAUGGGGGGGUCUUGGAGUCGUGCUAUUUCUCGUCACCUUUGGGCCCUUUGCCAUAUUCUACCUGGCCUUUUAUAUCUUCUGCUUCGUUGGAGGGGGCUUUGCGGUCACUCUGCUUUAUGGGAAGAUCAACUCAGAGAAACACCUGGAAAGAUGCGAGCAAUCUUAUCUACCCCCUACACAGAUUGGUAUAGUGAAGAUAUUGGAUGAGAUGAAGCAGGAGUCGAAGCCUAUCAGGAUUGACAGGAGACUGACUGGCUCCAGUUUUAUAGAUGAACCACUACAACAGGUGAUCCAGUUUGCUCUGAGGGAUUAUAUACAGUACUGGUACUAUACUCUGAGCGAGGAUGAGUCUUUCUUAUUGGAGAUCAGACAGACCCUGCAGAAUGCCCUUGUCCAGUUCUCCACACGGUCCAAAGAAGUGGACUGGCAGCCUUACUUCACCACACGCCUCGUGGACGACUUUGCCACCCAUUUACGUGUCUUUAGAAAAGCCCAGGAUCGUCUCGUUGACAGAGAGGACAAGCAGAGAGACAUCACGGAGGAGCUGGUGGACUCGUUUUUCGAAGCUGAGGUGGAGAUGGAGAGGAAGAUUUGUCGAGACGUAGUGUGCACUUCGCUUAAAGACGAGGAAGGUUUCCUUCGGGACUUGUGUGAGCUGCUUCUGUAUCUUUUACUACCUCCUGGAGAUUUCCACAACAAGAACAUGAGAUACUUCCUAAGGGAGGUGCUGGCUCGUGGUGUGCUGCUACCCCUCAUCAACCAGCUGAGCGACCCAGACUACAUCAACCAGUUUGUCAUCUGGAUGAUACGGGACGCAAGCUGUAACUAUGAAGCCUUCAUGAACAUCCUAAAGCUGACGGACAAACCCGCAGAGCUGGAGUCCGUCAAGGACAAGGUGGUGGAGGAGCUGCAGUAUCUGCGCUCCCUGGACACCGCUGGAGAUGACAUCAAUGUGAUCAAAAACCAGAUCAACAGUCUUCUGUUUGUGAAGAAGGUGUGCGAGACCAGGAUCCAGAGGCUGCAUUCUGGCAAGGAAGUGGAUGCCUUGAAAUUGGCGGUCAACUUUGGCAAGCUGUGUGUCAUCCCACUGGAUCACAUCCUCGUCCACAACAUAGCACUGCAGUUCUUCAUGGACUUCAUGCAGGCAGCGGGGGCGCAGGCCGAGCUGUUUUUCUGGCUCACCGUGGAAGGCUACAGGGUGACGGCACAGCAGCAGCUGGAGGCCAUGCACGGCUGGCAGAAAGACGGCAAGAAGCAGCCCAGAGCCACCAUGGAGCUGCUCAAGGCUGCUGCGCUGGGCGUCUUCGAACAGUACCUCUCCGACAAGGCGUCUCCCAGGGUGCAAGUGGACGAGGCCUCGGUGAUAAAGCUCGGGGAGAAACUGCAGAAAGAUGAUCCGACGCCAGAGAUAUUUGAUGAGAUCCAGAGAAAAGUGUAUGACAUGAUGCUACGUGACGAGCAUUACUACCCCUCGUUCAAGCAGAGCCCGCUCUACGUCCGAAUGCUGGCGGAGCUCGAUAUGUUAAAAGAGCCCAGUUACCGGGGAUCUGAUGACGGUGAUGGAGAAUCCUUUAAUGGCUCACCCACAGGAAGCAUAAAUCUAUCGUUGGACGACUUGUCCAACUCCUGCCAUGAUGAAACUAUGCACCUACAUGCCUUCAUCUCUGACACAGCUGACGCUUGUCUCCCCGGGUUCUCGGGUGCUGCAGGGGUUUGCAACGACCAUGGUAAGACCUACGCGCUGUACGCCAUCACUGUGUUCAGACGCAGCCAGGAUGGCAGUGAAGACUGCUGGAAGACUUACCGCCGCUACUCAGACUUCCACGACUUCCACAUGCGGAUCAUUGAACAGUUUGAGAACCUGGCAUCAAUCCUCAAGCUGCCAGGAAAAAAGACAUUCAACAACAUGGACAGGGACUUCCUAGAGAAGAGGAAAAAAGACCUCAAUGCUUACCUACAGUUGCUGCUGAACCCAGAGAUGGUGAAGGCCUGCCCCACUCUGAUUCCUUAUGUCUACGACUUUCUAGAAAACAAGGCGUACAACAAGGGCAAAGGAGAAUUUGCACGAAAGAUAGACACAUUUGUGAAUCCUUUGAGGAGCUCCAUGAGGAACGUGUCCAACGCAGUGAAAGCCCUUCCCGACAGUCUGGCUGAAGGUAUGACCAAGGUUUCUGACAACAUGGGUCGCAUGUCGGAGAGACUGGGCCAGGACAUCAAACAGUCCAUAUUGAAGGUGCCUCCACUCCUCCCCAAGUCUGAAAUAGACCCUGAACAUUGUCGAGUCUCCGCCCAGCUUGAUGACAAUGUGGACGAUAACAUCCCGUUGAGGGUCAUGCUGCUGCUCAUGGAUGAAGUGUUUGACUUAAAAGAGAAAAACCAGUGGCUGCGCAGGAACAUUAAGAACCUGCUGCAGCAGCUCAUCAGAGCCACAUAUGGAGACACUAUCAACAGGAAAAUUGUGGAUCAUGUGGACUACCUGACCUCACCUGAGCAGGUGGCAGACUAUGUCAAGAAGUUCAGGGAUUCUUACUGGCCCAACGGUAUACUGGCUGAGACGCCGCCGCGUCGGGACAAAAGCAUCCGCAUGAGGACAAGAGUUGCCGCCAAGACCAGCCUGCUGGGUAUCAUGCCAGAUGAGCUGAAGCACAUAAUUGGAGCAGACACUACGAGAAAGGGCAUCCUGCGCGUCUUUGACAUGUUCCAGUACCAGCCCAUGAACCGUCGGUUGGUCUACGUUUUCCUGGAAGGCUUCUUGGAGACAAUGUUCCCCCAGUACAAGUUCCCCGAGCUCUUUGUCAAGCUGCACUCCCGCUCACCGCGCAUCCACAGAUACAGCCAGAAACUCAAAUCCUCUUCACUCAAGAGGUGACAGGAAAGGACCGAGGCAACUGAAGCCAUGAGACACACACAGACUUGAGAGCUGAGCGCGAAGUGAACACUGAGGUGUGUGUGUGUGUGUGCGCACGUGUGAAAUUCUGCCCCACCACUUAGCUCACACACUCUAUGGUGAAAACACUCCUCUAUUAUUCACCUGAUGGUUUCUGUCAAAACAGAAGAGACGGAUGAACAACGGACACUGUCGUCCUCUUGCUCUGUGACACACACAUGCGCAAACACAAAGUCCCAAAUUUGCACCAAGACUGAACAUGGCAGUCUUUUCUUUUAGCUUCUAUAUUUUCUCUCUCUCUCUUUUUUUUUUGGACUCUUUUUAGUUGUGUUUAGCUUUAUCUUGGGCCAGUCAAUGCUGCUUUCAUGUGAUCCAGAGAGCAGAACACAGAUACUGUAUUGUUUUUAAACUGUAGGAGUCGAUAGCAUAGACCCACACCUUGCCUUACCUCCCUCUGCUUCUGUCUUUUGGCCAUCCCUGAACUGGCCCCUCCUUUAGCUGCAGUCCUGUUCUAAACCUUUGACCUGCGAAAACCUCCACACUAAAAAAACAUGCAACAAUAUUGUUAUCAAAGCAACUAAAUACGUCUAUAUCACUGGGUUGAGGAGGCACUGUUUUUAAAAUGUGACUGAACAAAAAUGGGUGGACAGAUGAAUUAUUAUUUUUUUUUAUCUUUAUUGUCAGCGUUUAGUUUUUGCCUCAAUGCUUCUCAUGAAUUUCCUUUUUCUUCCCCAAGUGUUGCAUCAUCUGUGCUGCCCACAAUCCUCAAAGAAUAGGCCACACCCCCUUUAAAUGCUACUGUCAUAACCUGUGAUGACCAAAGCUCAUGCUGUUCCCAUGUGUGUGUUUGUGUGUGUGUACUGGGCUUGAUGAUGGGAUAACUGUAAACGUUACUGUGCUUCAUAGUGAUAAUCAUGUGAAGAGAGGGGGAAAGCAAGUGAAGCUGUGGGAGGCUCAGCUCUGGCUGUCCGAGCGCACUAUCAUAGAAUGUACUCUCUGGUGUAGUCUGUACUUGGCUCGUGUGGAUUUCUGUGUGUGUGUGCCCCAUGAAUCGUCAUGGUAAACACACAAACCUUCUGCAGUCAGAGAGAGUGAGAGAACCAGCCUUAAAACUACACACAGUAUGUACUGACCAAGAGAUGCACCCUUCAGGUAGUUCUCCCUCAUAUGACUGAACGUUACAAGGAAAUCAUGCUAAGAGAUAUGGAGGCGUAUCCCUGAUCACUUUUAAUCGGAGAAAUUUAAUUUUGUGCAAUAUUUGUUUUUCUUUAAUGCAUGUGCAUUUUUGAAUAAUUGUAUACUGAAAAAAAAAAUCACAUUGUUUUAAUGGCAAAGAACACAAACAAAGUCACCCCCCCACCCCCCACCCACAAAUCUCAUCCCAACAACUUAACAUUCCGUUGUUGUAAAAGUACAAUAUUUAUUUUACAGACUUGUUUUAUAAGUCUGAUUGCUUGUUUGUUUGUGGGUGUGUGGGGAGUAUUUUCCACUUACGCCUCACCUUCCCCUUGUGCAGAAUCUGUUCUUGGGUAUGGAUUGAUGCAGUGUCUGGGUGGGGUUUUGUGUCACAGCGUUGUUUUUAACUCCUUGGGAUAAAGCUAGCUCAGAGGCGGCCUCAAAUAAUUGCCUCCACCUCACUCGUAGUUGGCGUGAUCACGCAUUCCAGAUUAUUGAGUGGUCAUGUUGUUAUGAAGUGACGGCUGGAGGGGACCGCUCCUCUCCUCCUGUCCAAUAGACUUGCAGGAGAGCUGCAUCCUGUGUCCCGACGGAAUCACUGCUUAAGAGCACUUACCGUAGCAACUGUGUCAGGGCCUCUCCCGUUGGCUGUUCAGAACUUUGUCUGCUGCAGUCACUGGACGGAACUGCCUCAUGUGCUGUGAUUUGCUUACACUGAGCAGCUGUGGUGGACUCUGGUGAGCCUCUCAUACUGGGAGGUGAAUAUUUUGUCCCUACAAUGGAGUUAUCACCUUUAACUUUCUGCACACCUGUCCAUACAGGAAGGCUUGUUUUGUUUUUUUUUGUAACCUCACUAUAUAUAUGAAUCUAUUAUAAAGAAAAGUGUGCAUAUCUGUGUACAGUAUGUGUUAAUAGUGUGCCUAAAUGUACUGUCAAUUCUAUUUUCAUAUUUUUCUUUAACCUGGAAAAAAAAAAACAAUCAGUCAGAAUGUCAUGAUCAUUUAACGCAACUGAAAAUGACUUUAGGGUGUGUUUUUUUUGCCUCAUGCUUAUCAAACUCUUCCCUGUGAGCAAUUAUGCUCAAAUCAGUAUAACACUAAUAAAAAGGUAACUCAGACUAACUGA